Messenger RNA from Camelina sativa (false flax), 1041 nucleotides. The record is from RefSeq and is a predicted model, not a curated record. Lineage: Eukaryota; Viridiplantae; Streptophyta; Magnoliopsida; Brassicales; Brassicaceae.
CAAUGAGUCGACAGUUUCUAGAUCCAUCUAGAACAUCUGAGAAAGUCCCUUGGUCUUUCCUGAAGAUCUUCUUCUUCUACCUCUGCAAUCCAAAAUUUAAACAUUCUCACAAGCUUCUCUUGUCACUCUCUUCGCCUAUUUGUUUGUUCUCGAAUUCUCAACUCGCAUUAACCCUAACAUUUAUUCAUUCUCGGAGUUGAGUAGAUUUGAGUAAUUACGCGAGAGAACUUUUCGUAGCCAAUUGGAAAACAUGGCGGGAUACGAUUGCUUACCGAUGAAGAGGAAAGAUAUUGACAGAGUUAACAACGAUUUCUCCGAUUUCUCACUGUCUUCACCUGCCAGAUUUGGAUUUGCCACCGAUGAAAUCAAAUCGGUUCCGGUUAACGAAGAGAGAGCUAUUGUUCUUUACAAGCCUCUCCAGCAAUAUCAUCAUCAACCUCCUCACCUUUUUGUUGAUACUGACUUGGUUUCAGGGCUUAAGAAUAGAUUUUUGCGUGAUGCAGUGGUAACUGAUGGUCUAUUAUGUGACGACGAUGAUGAUGAUGAUGAUGACGAAAAACACAAGCAGCAGGCGGUUGUUCGCUGGGACUCAUCCCAGUUCCAGUCCUUUGAGGAACCGCCUGCGCCAGAGAUUACUGAGUUAGAUGGUGAGGAUGAGAUGAUGGAAGAAGCAGCCAUGGAUGUGGAAGAAGCAUCCCUGCCACAGCAGCAGCCGCAGCUCGUGGGAGGGUUGCAUCAGUGGCAGCAGCAGCAACAACUUCAUUGUAUGGUACCACAAUUUCCCCAAACCAACUCUACUCCUAUCUCUUGGUACCGAUGACUUGAUAAUAGUAAAUGUAGAACUAGUCUUUUUCAUUGGUACUUCUGUCACUGUAUAUCUUCUUUUUUCUCUCGCUAGGCUAUCAAUGUCAGUUAUUUGUUGGAUUGAAUGUAAGAGCACAAAGUGAUGUGUCUGGUUCAUGAUUUUCUUUAAGAAAGAACCUUUGUGUUCAUUGUUUCCGAUGUACAAAAUUAUGUUUAAGCAAGGGAUUGCUUGCUUUC